Molecule: messenger RNA, 795 nt
Organism: Lolium rigidum
Lineage: Eukaryota; Viridiplantae; Streptophyta; Magnoliopsida; Poales; Poaceae
Product: fasciclin-like arabinogalactan protein 1
Exons: 1
Coding region: 1-795 (264 amino acids)
Source: RefSeq, a predicted model, not a curated record
AUGCGCCGCCUCCACCUCGCCGCCGUCCUCCUCGUCUUCCUCCCCCUCGCCGUCUCGGCCGCCGGGACAAAGGAGGCGGCGAAGGCGCCCGCUGCGCCGCCAGCCCCGCCGAACAUCACGGCGGCGAUGGCCAAGGGCGGCUGCAAGGCGUUCGCGGCCCUGGUGGCGGCAUCCCCGGACGCGCGCUCCACGUUCCAGUCGGCCGGCGACGGCGGCGUGACGGCGUUCUGCCCCAGCGACGACGCCGUCAGGUCGUUCAUGCCCAGGUACAAGAACCUGACCGCCGACGCCAAGGCGUCGCUGCUCCUUUUCCACGCCGUGCCCGUGUACUACUCGCAGCGGAGCCUCAAGUCCAACAACGGCGUCAUGAACACGCUCGCCACCGACGGGUCGGCCAACAACUUCAACUUCACGGUGCAGAACGAGGGGGAGCAGGUGACCAUCAAGACGGACGCCUCCGACCACGCCGCGCGGCUCAAGUCCACGGUGUACGACAAGGACCCCAUCGCCAUCUACGCCCUGGACACGGUGCUCGAGCCGGUGGAGCUCUUCGAGCCAGCGGAGUCGCCUGCGCCGGCGCCGGCUCCCGCCCCUGUCGCGGACGCGCCCAAGGCUCCCAAGAAAACUCGUCACCGGCAUGUGGCGGACGCGCCCGGGCCGGUCGUCGCCGCCGACGACACGUCGCCUGCGGACCAGAAGAAGAACUCCAAGAAGAGCGCGUCGCCCGCUGCCCCAUGUCUACGGUGGCUCGCAACCUUGCCCGUCGCCGUGGCCAUGGCCGCCGCCUUGGCCUAG